Messenger RNA from Trichoderma virens Gv29-8, 282 nucleotides. RefSeq lists its product as uncharacterized. Bases 1 to 282 code for a protein of 93 amino acids. Lineage: Eukaryota; Fungi; Ascomycota; Sordariomycetes; Hypocreales; Hypocreaceae. The transcript is spliced from 3 exons. The record is from RefSeq and is a predicted model, not a curated record.
AUGGCGAAUCCUAGCGCAGGACAGUUUGUCCACCAGCAACAGCUUCACCCGACCUAUCCAAGCCCAGUCACGAGCGCAACAGAAUCACCGCCGCAAAGCCUCCUCGCAAAGCAGCGAAACCUCGCCCCGACAUUAACUCCAGCAGAAGAUCAGAACAAGAUGCCGUUGCAUCGUCCCGACAAGGAAGCUUUAGUGGAGCGGGUUUGCAACAUGGGUGCCCAGACGCCAGCAUCGCUCGCCGCGCAGAUUGAACACGAGAUGCAACAAAAGACUUCCACCUAG